This is a messenger RNA of Diospyros lotus (date-plum), 2515 nucleotides long. RefSeq names its product heat shock protein 83-like. Gene Ontology annotation, molecular function: ATP-dependent protein folding chaperone; ATP hydrolysis activity; ATP binding. Gene Ontology annotation, cellular component: plasma membrane; perinuclear region of cytoplasm; protein-containing complex. Bases 157 to 2268 code for a protein of 703 amino acids. NCBI's taxonomy places the organism in Eukaryota, Viridiplantae, Streptophyta, Magnoliopsida, Ericales, Ebenaceae. The record is from RefSeq and is a predicted model, not a curated record. The transcript is spliced from 5 exons. Gene Ontology annotation, biological process: cellular response to heat; protein folding; protein stabilization.
GCCUAAACGUACUCAUGUCUUUAGUGACACAUGGAACCCUUUCUGGAACGAAAUAUGGAAGAGUUUAGAAGGAUGGCGGGAAGCCGAGAUAACUACCCCGCCGCCUCUUCCCGAACCCCACCGCCUUGUUAUUGAGCUCUUUGGCGAUCAGAAUCAAUGGCAGACGUUCAGAUGGGCGACGCGGAGACCUUCGCCUUCCAAGCGGAGAUAAACCAGCUGCUCAGCCUCAUCAUCAACACUUUCUACAGUAACAAAGAGAUUUUUCUUCGGGAACUCAUAAGCAAUUCCUCUGAUGCGUUGGAUAAAAUUCGAUUCGAGAGCUUGACGGACAAGAGUAAGCUCGACUCCCAGCCCGAGCUGUUUAUCAAGAUCGUCCCCGACAAGAUCAAUAAAACCCUCUCCAUCAUCGACAGUGGAAUCGGAAUGACCAAAUCAGAUUUGGUGAACAAUUUGGGGACAAUUGCGAGGUCUGGGACAAAGGAAUUCAUGGAGGCGUUGCAAGCUGGGGCCGAUGUAAGCAUGAUUGGUCAGUUCGGGGUAGGGUUUUAUUCGGCUUACUUGGUGGCUGAGAGGGUUAUUGUGACAACCAAGCACAAUGACGAUGAACAGUACGUCUGGGAGUCUCAGGCUGGUGGGUCUUUCACUGUUUCUAGGGAUGUUAAUGGUGAGCGACUGGGCAGAGGCACCAAGGUCAUGCUCUUCCUCAAAGAAGAUCAGUUGGAGUACUUGGAGGAAAUGAGGUUGAAGGACCUAGUAAAAAAGCAUUCUGAGUUCAUUAGCUACCCCAUCUACCUCUGGACAGAGAAAACUACUGAGAAAGAAAUCAGCGAUGAUGAGGAGGACGACAAAAAAAAGGAAGAGGAAGGUCAAGUUGAGGAAGUAGAUGAGAAGGAGAAGCAUAGGAAGAAGAAGAAGAAGAUUAAGGAGGUGUCUCAUGAGUGGGAGCUGAUCAACAAACAAAAACCAGUUUGGCUGCGGAAACCUGAAGAGGUCACAAAGGAGGAAUAUGCCUCGUUCUACAAGAGCCUGACCAACGAUUGGGAAGAUCACCUUGCUGUGAAGCAUUUUGUUGUUGAGGGGCAACUUGAAUUCAAAGCCAUCCUCUUUGUACCAAGGAGGGCCCCAUUUGACCUCUUUGACACCAGGAAAAAGUUGAACAACAUUAAAAUCUAUGUCCGGAGGGUGUUUAUCAUGGACAACUGUGAAGAACUUAUUCCAGAGUUCCUUAGUUUUGUGAAGGGUGUUGUUGACUCUGAUGAUCUACCACUCAACAUAUCACGUGAAACACUUCAGCAAAAUAAAAUUCUGAAAGUAAUAAAAAAGAACCUUGUUAAGAAGUGUAUUGAGAUGUUCAAUGAGAUUGCAGAGAAUAAAGACGAGUACAAGAAGUUUUAUGAAGCUUUCUCAAAGAACUUUAAGCUAGGAAUCCAUGAAGAUAGCCAGAACAGAGCCAAGCUUGCUGAGCUCCUCCGCUACCACUCAACAAAGAGCGGUGAUGAAAUGACCAGCCUGAAGGACUAUGUCACCAGGAUGAAAGAGGGGCAAAAGGAUAUCUAUUACAUUACUGGUGAGAGCAAAAAGGCUGUAGAGAACUCACCAUUCUUGGAGAAGCUCAAGAGGAAGGGAUAUGAGGUACUCUUUAUGGUUGAUGCAAUUGAUGAAUAUGUUGUCACACAACUGAAAGACUAUGAUGGGAAGAAACUGGUCUCUGCUACGAAGGAAGGGUUGAAACUCGAGGACGAUUCAGAAGAAGAAAAGAAGAAAAGGGAGGAAAAGAAAGCGUCCUUCGAGGAUCUCUGCAAAGUGAUAAAGGACAUCCUUGGAGACAGGGUGGAGAAGGUGGUGGUGUCUGAUAGAAUUGUGGAUUCACCUUCCUGCCUGGUCACUGGAGAGUAUGGUUGGACUGCCAACAUGGAAAGGAUCAUGAAGGCCCAAGCUUUAAGGGACAAUACCAUGAGCUCCUACAUAUCUAGCAAGAAAACCAUGGAGCUCAACCCGGACCAUCCCAUAAUUGAGGAGCUCAGGAAGAGAGCUGAGGUCGACAGGAACGACAAAUCUGUCAGGGACCUGGUCUUGCUGCUCUAUGAGACUGCUCUUCUAACUUCUGGCUUCAGCCUUGAUGACCCGAACAUGUUCGCAGGCAGAAUCCACAGGAUGCUGAAGUUGGGUUUGAGCGUCGAUGAGGAUGAGACAAUGGAGCAAGAUGCAGAGGGCAUGCCUCCAUCGGAGGAGGGAACUGAGGAGAGCAAAAUGGAAGAAGUGGACUAAGCCAAGCCACCCCAUCUAGAGAGGAGGAUGCAUGAGUUGCUCUAAAAGUAGUGUUCUGACGAUCAGUGUCAAAUGUUUACAUUUCCAUUUUGUGUGUUCCUUUUGGUCUUAGAAGGUGUGUGGUUUGUGGGUUGUCUUGUGUAAAUAGCAAGUGAAAUGGAAUAAUCUGAUGGUACCUUGUAUCUGUAUAAUGAAUCUGAUCUAAUUUCAUGUACAGUACAAGAAGAAAACUGUCUGUUCUAGUAUU